Messenger RNA from Mycena indigotica, 1302 nucleotides. RefSeq lists its product as uncharacterized. The record is from RefSeq and is a predicted model, not a curated record. Lineage: Eukaryota; Fungi; Basidiomycota; Agaricomycetes; Agaricales; Mycenaceae. The transcript has 4 exons. Bases 1 to 1302 code for a protein of 433 amino acids.
AUGCCACGACAACUCUGGCCGACUUUGAAGGCAGAGCGAAAUGGCCAAUAUGGAGUCGUCCUUCCUCCAGCGACUCUUCCUCUUAACCCCCUCUUUGACGGUAGCAUUGGAAAAACGGAGUCGACAGGAGAAUCAGACAGACAACAAGAGGACGAUGAGAUGCUCCAAAACGAACGCAUCCUCCGGAAGCUCCUUGCGACAGACCGACGAUGUUUCGUCACGGGCCAACCUGGUGACUGGCUGCAAGGUGCCCAUCUCAUAAACACGCUACGAUCUGUCCCGCAUGGGCACACCAAAGAAUAUGUGAAGAAUGUAAAGGAGUCUGAAUCCAUUGAAGCCCAACUCGAGUUCAAUCGACAAGCGAACUUCAGCCUCGACGCGAGAUGCAACCUUAUGCUGCUUUCGACUGAGUGGCACACUGGCCUCGCAUACGGUUCUUUUGCGAUUAUUCCUACUGCGGAAGUUAUUGACCAGAUAACCGACAAGCUAUGGCAAUGCAAUAAAGAUUGGGGUUUUCGUUACGCCCAAGAUUCUGGUGCCAAAAGGAACCUACCCUACGGAGAAUUCCCGCUUGACAUUUCUCAAUUAAAAUGGCGCGUCCUUAUCAUCCACUCCCGUGGCCCGUGUCCAAGCGGUCGAGCAGUCCAAGCGAUACCCCCAUCUGAACGCCAUCUCGAGCCCACAGGGCAGGUCAACACUUGGCGCAAUUACGCUGUUGGUGCUGCUGAAUACAUGCCAGUUCUUUGCGAAUCCGGCUCCAACAAGCCCCUCGAACUCUGUCUCAAAACCAAACGCGAAGACUAUGACCAACUUUCCCUGUUUGCCGUCCUCGUCAACGCAGCAUCGAAAGUGAAAGCGUUCAUGUCUUCCACUCGUCAGCGUCCUGGAGAUACAAUGUCACACCGUACUUGCCUCCGAGGCUUGGACGUUACCUUUGAUACUUUGCUGGAGGCUAUUUACUUUGCCCCUCAUCCAGACCUCCAUAACGAUGUCAAAUUGGCGCUUGAUCCUUCGAUGAUCAUAACACCUGCCCAAACAAAGCCCACAACCACAUUGCCCAUUCCCGAUCGCGAUGCUGAGCGCACAGAGUCUGACAUCAACUCGCCGCCGAUGCAGCCUGAACCAAACGUGGUGCCAGGGAUCACUCCAUCCGAGUAUGAGUUAUUGCUCAGAGAAGCACAUCAUCCUACCAACAAGAUUCAGAUGUCACGGCGGGAGCUUUUUGGUCUCCUUCUGUACGGAGCACCAGGUCAUGCCCAGCACGUAGAACCUCCUCCGAACCCGCUUAUUGAUAAUACCUAA